UUACUCCGAGUGAUUGUAGCACCCAAACAUAAGCAUUUUCUUACCAAGACCACUCAUUCUUGUCUAAUAGAGCUUCAAUUAUUGGUCCAAUCGGAUAAUAACGGAACGGAACUAUUUUCAAGCUGGCUUUCAGACGGGUGUUUUACCCCGCCAUUCCUCAAAUCGUGGCUCCUCAAGCUAGACUGUCUGCUAUUGCACGACAGAUAAAUCCCAAUUUACUUGACAGCUCUACCAAUUCGGUAUCUACAACACCAUCGAGAAGCUUCAGUAAUUCUACGCAAGUUCAAGAAAAUAAUAUCAAAAUGUCGACUCAACAAGCUCACCCUACUUUGCUCAUUCCGGGCCCAAUCGAGUUUGAUGAUGCUGUCUUGCAGUCUAUGAGCCAUUAUAGUGAAAGUCACGUCAGCGCUCCAUUUGUAGCAGUCUUCGGCGAAACUCUCUCUAUGCUGCGCAAGCUCUUCCAAUCUACCGAUCCCUCUUCCCAACCCCUCGUCAUUUCUGGUUCCGGUACUCUUGGAUGGGAUCUCGUGGCUGCAAAUUUGGCAGAACCAGGUGAUGAGGUCUUGGUUCUCCAUACUGGCUAUUUUGCAGAUUCGUUCGCGGAUUGUUUUGAAACUUAUGGAGUCAAACCCACACAAUUGAAGGCGAAGAUUGGGGAAAGACCUCAAUUGGAUGAGAUUGAAAAGGCAUUGAAGGAGAAGAAAUAUAAGUUGAUCACGGUCACUCAUGUGGAUACUUCGACGGGAGUUUUGAGUGAGUUGAAGAAAUUGAGUGAGCUUGUUCAUCGAGUUUCUCCUGAGACGUUGGUUGUGGUAGAUGGUGUUUGUAGUGUGGGAUGUGAGGAGAUUGAAUUUGAUAGUUGGGGUUUGGAUGCUGUCAUUACGGCGAGUCAGAAGGCGAUUGGUUGUCCAGCUGGUCUUUCAAUUUCAUACUAUAGUGGUAGAGCGAUUGAGACAUUCAAGGCUAGAAAGACUCCUCCAGGAUCAUAUUUUGCUUCGUUCAAGAAUUGGUUGCCAAUAAUGCAAAACUACGAAGCGAAAAAGCCAUCCUACUUCGCCACUCCAUCUCCUCAACUAGUCCACGCUUUACACACUUCUCUCACUCAAAUUCUCUCUAUUCCUCUCUCUGAACGUUUCGCUAAACACAAAGCUACAUCACAAAAAAUCAAAAAGGCAGUCGCGGAUCUAGGGCUCAAACAAUUGGCACCUAAUCCUGCCGAUCAGGCAAAUGGUAUGACAGCUAUUUAUCUCCCAGAAGGUGUUAAAGCUCCGGAGCUAUUGCCAAAUUUGGUGAAGAAGGGAGUCAUUUUUGCAGGAGGCUUACAUAAAGAGAUUGCGACAAAGUACAUUAGGGUGGGACAUAUGGGAGUUAGUGUUAUGAAUGAGGGCAGAGGGGAUGUAGAGAAGGCCAUCGAGGCACUUGGUACUGGAUUGAAGGAGGCAGGGUAUGAAAAGGCUUAGUUGCGUUAAUUGAAAACAUGCAAAGGGUGAGAGCAGUGCUGAACGGAAUGAGACGAAGUGAUGUGUAAUUUCUAUUUACUUAUGGGCAAAGAUCAGCAUUGUUCGAAAAUCAUCGUGGAUAUAUUUGGAAUCGUUUAGGGGAACUCAAAAUCUCUCUUAGGUGGGGAUGGGAAUAUGCAGAUAGGUUGGAGAGAUCAAAAAUCAUUGUCUAGGUGGUUAUGUAAAAUGAAUGGAUGAACAUGGAUGAAUGCAUAUAAAUACUAGGUACAUAAAUGAAUGAAUAAACGAAGGAACUUCAUACACACGUACCUUUGAACUUUUGCAUGUGUUGAUGAGGUGAGAGAUGGAUGUUUUAGGUAGGUAUUGAUUAGAUAAAUAGAUAGAUAGGUCAGUAUUACCUGUUCAGAAAUAGAAGAUGUGGGAUGGAAGGGUAGUGUUGACUUUUUUGUGGGGAAGAGGGGGGGGGGAUUGGGAGUUAUUGUGUAUGUGUAGGUAUGUAGGUAUGUAGGUAUUAUAAACGCAAUUUGAGUAUUGAUUUUAUCUCUUUCUUUCUCUUUCUUCCUCUCUCUUCUUUAUGUGUUUCUUUGUUUCUUUGGAGGGAGGAUGUUGUGAGGAGGGUGUUGUGAUAUUGGGUUGGGUUGUGUUAAGUUGUGAGUGUUUGUUUGUUGGAAAUGGAAAUGGAAAUGGAAAUGGAAAUGGAAAUGGAAAUGGAAA
This is a messenger RNA of Botrytis sinoallii, 2174 nucleotides long. RefSeq lists its product as uncharacterized. The coding region runs from base 303 to 1460 and encodes 385 amino acids. Gene Ontology annotation, molecular function: L-serine:pyruvate transaminase activity; L-alanine:glyoxylate transaminase activity. The transcript has 3 exons. The record is from RefSeq and is a predicted model, not a curated record. Gene Ontology annotation, cellular component: peroxisome. Lineage: Eukaryota; Fungi; Ascomycota; Leotiomycetes; Helotiales; Sclerotiniaceae.